CUCCCAGGCGUCCCCGCAAGGUCGCUGUGCAGACCGGGAGCGCGCCUAAGUGACAAGACCCUGGUGCGAGGGCGCGCCGUGUCUCUCUGCCUGGGUACCAGCGGCGACAUGUCGGGGUACACGCCAGACGAGAAGCUGCGGCUGCAGCAGCUGCGAGAGCUGAGAAGGCGAUGGCUGAAGGACCAGGAGCUGAGCCCCCGGGAGCCGCUGCUUCCCCCGCGGAGGAUGUGGCCUAUGGAGGAAUUCUGGAAUAAGUUUUUGCAGGACAAGGCCCCCUGGAAGAACGUGCUCUAUAAGACAUAUCGACAUGGUAUCUUUGCUUUUACUCAUGUACUUAUACCUGCUUGGAUUAUUCAUUAUUAUGUCAAAUAUCAUGUGACUAGAAAACCAUAUGCCAUUGUUGAAAGGAAGCCCAGAAUAUUCCCAGGUGAUACGAUUCUGGAGACUGGAGAAGUAAUUCCACCAAUGAGAGACUUUCCUGAUCAACAUCAUUGAAGAUUACUUUAAAAUUUCAAAGGUGUAUGAGCCCAAGUUUGUUGCUACGUUACCACAUUUACUGAAUAUAUUUUCUGGAAAAGUAACUUUAAUAAAGUUUACUCUCAGA
Equus quagga is the source of this 604-nucleotide messenger RNA. RefSeq names its product NADH:ubiquinone oxidoreductase subunit B6 (gene NDUFB6). Lineage: Eukaryota; Metazoa; Chordata; Mammalia; Perissodactyla; Equidae. Gene Ontology annotation, biological process: mitochondrial electron transport, NADH to ubiquinone; mitochondrial ATP synthesis coupled electron transport. The record is from RefSeq and is a predicted model, not a curated record. The transcript has 4 exons. Bases 109 to 495 code for a protein of 128 amino acids.